Molecule: messenger RNA, 3778 nt
Organism: Branchiostoma belcheri (Belcher's lancelet)
Lineage: Eukaryota; Metazoa; Chordata; Leptocardii; Amphioxiformes; Branchiostomatidae
Product: transmembrane protein 2-like
Exons: 23
Source: RefSeq, a predicted model, not a curated record
UUACCAGAGUGCCCGGAUGCUGACCCAACCUUGACCCCAUGGAAUCCUGGGCACGACCCUACUGCGCGGGUGGUUGUGGGUAGAGGACAGAACUACCUGCUCCAAUCAUCUGCCACGUUUUACUCACUGGAGGUCAAGGACGGAGGCAGACUUGUUUUUGCUGACUUGGGACCAACAAGUGAUACAGAAAUAGUCCUGAGGUCACGCGAAGUAAACGUGGGGAACGAUGGCGAGUUCCACAUCGGCAGUGAGACCUGCCCGUACCAGGGGAAGGCCACGGUGUCCCUGUACGGCCGCUCGGACGAAAACGUCAACAGCACCAAACAGUUCCUGGUGGCGUCAGGUGGGACUCUGGAGAUCCACGGACAACACAAGGUGGCGUGGACACAGCUCACACAGACAGUACCAGUAGGGGGUCUUCCUAAGGGAGCCUAUAGUUGGGAUUCCGCUCUCGGAACUGCUGGGAGGGGAAUUCACGUACAUGUCAUCGAUGAGAUAUCAGGGGCUGUGGUGGACUGGCAACUCUUCGACACCCAUGGGGACGAAAGCAACAGCCGAAAUUUAGCGGCUUUCAUCGACCAAAUACCACUAGGCAAAAUCGUGACAUUGCAAGUGGAGGAUUCGGCAAUCAAAAAACUGGAGGCUACCGCAAUUGAAAAGAUGCGGGAGUUGGGAAGCGUGGAGGUGGACGCUUUAGGAUACAGGGAGCCCUGGGUGUUUGCGGGAGUGAAGGGAGACCCCAGUCGCGCUGUAGAGCAGAGAAUCCCAUAUGUUGACAAAGAGACCACCGGCACCGCUGCCAUCACCGGUACCUUUGACGCUUUCUUCGGCUCCUUCGACAUCUCUGUCACAAGUGAAUGGCUGGGAGGGAAUGAGCGUUGCACCUUUUCGGUGGAGGGCGGAGGUGGUGAGUACAUCAUCAACCUGAAGGAUGACGUGAGUUCCUGGCAGCCUGGGGACCACAUCGUGCUGGCCAGCACGGACUACAACAUGGAGCAGGCAGAGGAGUUCCAGCUGCUGCCGUGCCAGGAGUGCUCGGACCACCAGGUCAAGAUCAGCGGACAAAUCAAAUAUAACCACUUUGGUGAGAUCUCGGAUGAAGUAGACUUGCGGGGAGAGGUUGGCCUGCUGACCAGGAACAUCAAGUUCCAGGGGGAGGUAGAGGACAGCUGCUAUGGCGACAACUUCUGUCAGUUCUUCGACUACGACACGUAUGGAGGGCAUCUCAAGGUUAUGCCAAGUUUCAAGAACGUGCACCUGUCUGGCAUCGAGUUCACCAGAAUGGGCCAACAGGUGCUCGGCAGCUACCCUGUCCACUUCCACAUGGCCGGAGAUGUGGACGAGGUCGGAGGCUACAGCCGCCCAACGUACGUCCGAGAGCUGUCCAUUCACCACUGCUUCUCCCGCUGUGUGACCAUCCAUGGGACCCACGGGCUACUGGUCCAAGACACAGUUGGGUACGACACACUCGGUCACUGCUUUUUCCUCGAGGAUGGCGUGGAGCAGCGUAAUGUUCUGGACCACAACUUGGGCCUGGUGACGCGGGCAGGCACGCUGCUGCCCACCGACAGGGACGACAACAUGUGCCGGAGCAUGAGGGACGCGGUCUACGGGGACUACGUUCCACAGACUAUCAAUUGUCGGGCAAUAUCGACUUUCUGGAUUGCUCACCCAAACAACAUCCUCACCAACAAUGCAGCUGCCGGAUCUCCGCAUACUGGGAUCUGGUACGUGUUCCACCGUGAGCCGACCGGCCUGUCAGAGGGCGCCCUACCCAGGGGCCAGUCAGAGAGAACACCCUUAGGACGGUGCUACAACAACAGAGUGCACUCCAAUGGCAUAGAUGGCUUCAAGAUAGACUGGGGAGUAAAGACCACUCAGUCAUCUGCAAAACACCCAGAGGAAUACCUGUCACGAACACCUGCACGGUACAAGCCUCACCAGAACGCGGACCUCCUGCAGCCACGUGUCCCGGCAAUAGUCGAAGGUCUCAUCACCUUCAAGAACUGGGAUGGUGGGGUCUGGGUCCGGGGAGGGGACAUCUGGUUCGACAAAUGCGCCGAAGGCCACUUCCCUAACGAUGAGGGAGCGAGCCAGCAGGUCCGGAACAGCAUCUUUAUCGGGGAGAGUGAGAACGUGGGCACUGCCAGCGGGUCCAGCGUCUGGGGGAUGGGAGGGGUCAAACCGGUGGAGAGGAGUCUACCCCAAGCCACAGACUUCCCAUUGCGAGGAUUUGAAGUGUAUGAUGGCCCCGUCUUAGCUGAAAGUUGUACCUUCAAGAAUUUCGCCGCGGCCCCGCAGUACGACCGCUGGAGCAGCGCGAUCGCGUUUAAGCUGAAAAACAACUGGCAAACGGCGACGAAGAGCAACCUGACGGGGAUAAAAUAUGAAAAUGUUCAAACCCGUGUGUUUUUCGGGGGCAAAGACCUGGCAUGGUUUGGCACAAACGACAGGGACGGGGAUAAGACAUCGGUUUUUCACGACGCGGACGGCAGCACCAGCGGUUAUCUUGACUCCUACGUAGUCGCGAAGGACAACUAUCUGGUCAGGAACCCAGGAUGUCUGGAGAAACCGGAGUGGGGAGGGUACGUCUGCAGCGGGAAUUAUGCACAGCUGUUCAUCCAUGUAGAGCAGCCCGCGAACCUGCUGAUGUCGAUGGUCCGAGACGAGUAUCCUGAUCAGCCCCUGGUCCUCCAAGGUCCACGUUCACAGGGUCCGAACGGCAAACAGAAGUACCAGCCUGCUGUGAUGCUGGAGAAAUCCUACACUAUCCACUGGGACGGACGGGCGCCCGCACAGAUCAUCAUCUAUCCGAUAAACUUCGACAGCGAAGAUUGGCUUCGGCUAGGACUCUGCUACCCACCAGGAACCAUUUUCCGAGUGUCGUACCAGCUGGAGAAGCGCGUGCCGUACGCUAUCGUUCAUGAUGAGGAGAUCCACCCGGUAUCCAGCUUGAACGCUGUGGACGGCGGCGACGGCAAAAUGUUCUACUUCGAGGAAAGCACUGGCCUUUUGUUCUUGAAAGUCCGCGCUAACUACGAUCGGGAAGGCCAUACGUACUGUUCACACAUGGGCUGUGAGAGGAUCAUCAUCACGGCCACCAUGACAAGUGACGCGGUCAGCGACUGUACAGCAGCCGCUUAUCCCAAGUACAGCCUGACGCCGACAGAGACUGUCCCCAUGCCGAGCUUCCUGAGUCUGGUCAACGACUGUACAGGCUGUGGUGCUCCGGAGCCGGUCGUCAGUGAUGACAACGUGAAAUAUCUGGAGGUGACUAUUCUGUCCGCAGGGAAGGAGGAAAUGGAUCUGGGUCAUAGACCUUUUAUCGAGGUAGACGGAGUCCGGUUCGACGAUCGUUCCCGAGGUUUCCUGAUCAUCGUCGUUGACGCACUGACCAGUGCCGUCACGCAUCAGAUGACGUUCAACACCCACGGUCAAACCGCUGAUGCUGCAAUGGCAAACUUCAUACGGAACGACAUCCCACAAAACUCUAUCGUCCUGAUUACAACACGUUACUCCUCCAGUCGCUAUGCUCAGGAGUGUCUGAUCGCACUGAAAGAGAUCGGAGCUCAGGAGCCUGUUCGGACAGACUUUGGAGAUAAUUUCGCCAUGGUUGGGUUUAAAGGCACCGCCUGGCCCAGCUGGGUCCAGCAAGUCAACCUGCCGUCCGGUCAGGGUCCGGCACAGAUCUACACCAAGAUCCCGCUCAUGGGCUGAUCACCAGUCAAUGGUAGAAAGAACGAGCAAAUGUCUUCAACUCUUACAAUAAAGAUCUUUU